Parnassius mnemosyne (clouded apollo) is the source of this 633-nucleotide messenger RNA. NCBI's taxonomy places the organism in Eukaryota, Metazoa, Arthropoda, Insecta, Lepidoptera, Papilionidae. The record is from the annotation of a GenBank genome assembly.
AUGAAUAUCAUUAUAAUAUAUUUACUUGUAUGUGUAGUUAUAGCAGGGAAAGGAGAUGACAUGAACAACCGAAAGAGCGAGAAAAUGGAACAUGGUAGUGAAUUAUUCGAUGAAAGAGUAGCACUGCAAAGAGAUGCAAAAGCAUUAGAAUAUUAUUUUAACUCGGCCCCUCAGGAAUAUCAUCAUAAUCAUGUACGUCCUAAAUUAAUGAAGUUUACAAAAGAUUUUCGAGAAGUAUUAACCAAUACUCGACCGGAACCCCAUGAGUCAUCUUCAAAGAAUAAUUAUAUUGACUAUAGUGAUUCAAAGAACGUGUCAGAAAAAUCUAAUUCACUUGAUUUCCUUAAAUUUCCAUAUACAAGCACUUCAAAAUACAAGAAAGUUACAGAUGCAACUUUGAAAUGGCCCUCGUUUGAAGAUUUAUUGUUGUCAAUUGGGAUUGAAUAUGACUGGAAAAGUGAUCGGUGGGUAAAAAUGAAACAAAAACUUACAAGAACUCCGGAGGAAAAAAUUAAAAUUUCUAAUUUUAAUCAAAACGUCGGUCAGAAACAUGAAUUUAAAUACAGAACUGUAAGAAUUAACGGAAGCAAAAGUAGGAAAAAUAUUAUAAUUGCCGUAACAGCAGUAAGAUAG